Molecule: messenger RNA, 1368 nt
Organism: Aureobasidium vineae
Lineage: Eukaryota; Fungi; Ascomycota; Dothideomycetes; Dothideales; Saccotheciaceae
Source: the annotation of a GenBank genome assembly
AUGCGUAAGAGGUUUCACGGUCUGAAGAAACNNCCGUAUGCCAUUCGCCCUCCGUUCCCUCGCGCACCCACUGACAGCGCGCAGAAAGUCCGAGCCGACUGGUCAAAAUGGUCCUUGUAUAACAUCUCGCGCCUUCAAACUCCCUACGCCGCUUCAAAGACCUUCUUCCAGCAAAAAUGGCUAGCAAAGUCCCUGACCCGUGCCUACCACGGCGAGCAGAUUCGUGAAGGAAAAUGGACUCGCAUGUUUGACCGUCGCCUCCCCGCCGUCGUUCCCAUGGACUACAAACUCCUCGCCCGUACAGAUGGCUCCGAGCAGGCUACUGGCCGUGGCUCUGGUCUCAACAUCAGGAAGAGAAAGGACGACUCGGAGCAAUCAGAAAGGCCAAAGCCUCCGCAAAGGACUCCAUACAUGCACAUGACAUAUUUCCCAACUGAGCGCAGACUUGAUACUGCUGUCUGGCGUGCUCUGUUUGCUAGCAGCGUCCGUCAGGCAAGACAAUUCGUUGUUCACGGCUCUGUCAAGGUCAACGGAAAGAAGAUGCAACAUCCGGGCUACCUUCUCAAUCCGGGCGACAUGUUUUCAGUAGAACCCGAACGCGUUCUCUACGCUACUGGCGCACGCAAGCACAACAAGAACUCUCCGGACACACUGCAAGGCCGCGAAGAGCCCGAUGAGGUCGAGCAGAUUGUGGAUGACGAUGCCGAGGAUAUUCCUGACGAGUCUGAAAAAAAGGACAACGAGGACGGCUCAAAGGCAUCUGCCAAAUCUACCAAGACGAUUCCAUCAGCCGAUGAGGAUCCCAAGGCCGCUCUCAAGUCGUUGCUUGCUCGUGCACAAGACAUUACUAGAGACAGCAAGGAAGGCUUGUCUGGCAAGCGCAAGCAGGACCUACGCGCCUUUGCCAAGUCUGUUAAGCAAACCAUGUCCCGUCUACGACCCUCGGGAAUUGCUAAGCCUGGUACCGAGACCAUCGACACAUUGGAGGAGACGCUAAAGGCCAUCGCUGCCAAGGUGCCCGUCGAAGGUGCACCAGCAGAGGCUGCCCUGCCCGACCAGCAACAGAAACCGGUCAAGAGAGAAGAUGCGUUCCGCGCACGCAAAGACGCUGAGCUACUACACGCCGCGCUUGCGCGUGCAAACGAGAACCCGAUUGAUGCAUCAAAGCCAUAUGCUACACCUUGGAGACCGCGUGAGUUUAUGAGCGCAUUUGCAUUCAUCCCGCGGUACUUGGAGGUCAACCAGAAGAUCUGCAGUGCCGUCUACCUCCGUCACCCCGUCGCUCGACCUGGCUUGGCUGAAGUACCCACACCGUUCGCCAACGAGACAAUGGCUCUUGCAUUCAACUGGUACCUCCGCAGACGUUGA